GAUUUUGUGGAUCGUGGGUCUUUUUCAGUGGAGUGCAUUCUCCUGCUGAUUUCCUACAAUUUGUUAUUCCCGAACAGUUUUUUCCUGAACAGAGGUUGAUGGACUGACUGAGUGCAGGCAACCACGAGACAGUGACAAUGAAUCAAAUGUACGGAUUCGAAGGGGAGGUUAAGCACAAAUAUAACUCCGAUUUGAUGAUGAGUUUUACUAAUCUGUUCAACAACCUCCCAUUGGCCUACCUCAUCGACCAACAGGUAUUCGUAGUCCAUGGAGGACUGUCUUCCACUGACACGACGAUUGAGGAUAUUAAAAACAUAAAACGUGUCUGUCAGCCCCCUGAUCAAGUGAUGUCUGAUCUUCUGUGGUCUGACCCCCAGGUGUGUGAGGGGGUGGGGGAAAGCAAGCGAGGGGUGGGGAUUCAGUUCGGUCCUGAUGUUACUAAACGGUUUCUGGAGACCAAUCAGUUGCGGUACAUUAUUCGGAGUCACGAGGUGAAGGAGAAGGGGUACGACAUCGAGCACGACUCUGCGUGUAUUACAAUAUUUUCUGCCCCGAACUAUUGGUUUGUAGGUCUGGUAAUGUUAGUGACUCUGUGGGCAAUUUGGGGGCGUAUAUUACACUCACACACGAUGAUCUCAGUCCUAAGUUUUCUACUUUCUCUGCUGUGGUGGGAGUAGUUUGAUUAUGUUGAUAGCCUCACCCCAAUG
Molecule: messenger RNA, 707 nt
Organism: Octopus sinensis (East Asian common octopus)
Lineage: Eukaryota; Metazoa; Mollusca; Cephalopoda; Octopoda; Octopodidae
Product: serine/threonine-protein phosphatase 5-like
Exons: 2
Coding region: 138-677 (179 amino acids)
Cellular component (GO): nucleus; cytosol
Molecular function (GO): protein serine/threonine phosphatase activity
Source: RefSeq, a predicted model, not a curated record